Umbelopsis ramanniana AG is the source of this 1155-nucleotide messenger RNA. RefSeq lists its product as uncharacterized. The coding region runs from base 63 to 926 and encodes 287 amino acids. The transcript has 6 exons. The record is from RefSeq and is a predicted model, not a curated record. Lineage: Eukaryota; Fungi; Mucoromycota; Umbelopsidomycetes; Umbelopsidales; Umbelopsidaceae. Gene Ontology annotation, biological process: mitochondrion organization. Gene Ontology annotation, cellular component: SAM complex.
GUGGCUUUUUCUGUUCGCAAUUCCUCAACUACGCUUGACCUUCUGCUCAGGACACUAAACAAAUGUCUCGACCACAAUUACCAGCUUUACCGACUAUUGAAUUGCCCGCCUUUUUGGAACCUCUUAAGCUUAAGAAGUUUCCAUUGAGGACCUUCCCUGCAACAUACGAACCUCCAAGACCAACGAAACCAACCCUUCAGGUCUUUGGUCCUGGUUGGGAAGGCAAGCAGGCAAGCUUUGAUGUCGAUUGUCUUUCCAUGCAGGUAUACCUCAAGUUUUGUGGUGUAGACUUUGACGUUGUACACAGCAACGAGCCGUACUCUUCACCAAAAGUAAAACUCCCAUAUCUUGUUGUUCCACCCGACCAUUGUCUCUAUGGCGAACAGAUUCACCAUUGGUUACAGAAGAAUGAAAAGAACAAGAGGCUUGAAAAGGAAGCCGAAGACAUAGAAUCAAAGGCGUUUGUAACAAUGAUAGAAAAGAAGCUGGGGGCCGCUUUGCUGUUCACAUUAUGGCUAGAGCCAUUGAAUGCAUCGGAACUGACAUCAACCAAAUACUUCGGACAUGUUUCUAGUCCAAUAGAUAAGCUUCUCGCUUACCGAAAGAAAGAGGAAGUAGUACAAUCGCUUUUGAUUGAUCGCGAUGUCCUCAUUCGAGAAGAGAUAUACCAGUCAGCAGCGGAUGCACUGUCUGCCCUAUCAGUGAAGCUAGGGGCAAAUGAUUAUUUCUUUGGUAGCGACUACCCUACUUAUCUCGAUGCCGUUGCCUUCGCUUACUUUCAUGUUAUACUCGCCAUCCCUCAGAUAACUGAUUCGAACGCUGACAAGGAAGCAAAGCGUCAUGCCACAGAGCUUCGCAAUCUUGUCCUCAACCACAGCAAUUUAGUCAAAUACACGAAGAAGAUGUACAGUACUUGGCUCAAAUAAUGUUUGCCCUACAAAUGUAACCUACAUAGAAUAAAAGAAAGUUAAUGAAGAAGAGGUAUUGGGCUGGAUUGGGUUUAAUUGUAAAGGGCCAACUGGGAGCAAGUAUUAUUUUCAAUAUCUAGUAUUGUGAGCGGUGCAAUAUUGUUCUCAGCCGCUGCUUCUAACUCGUUUUUGCUACUGUAAGAACGUUUUUCAAACCGAUUAGACCGAAGAUAAAAAAGAAAAAUAG